Messenger RNA from Hirsutella rhossiliensis, 867 nucleotides. RefSeq names its product tRNAHis guanylyltransferase domain-containing protein. Gene Ontology annotation, biological process: tRNA modification. The record is from RefSeq and is a predicted model, not a curated record. The coding region runs from base 1 to 867 and encodes 288 amino acids. NCBI's taxonomy places the organism in Eukaryota, Fungi, Ascomycota, Sordariomycetes, Hypocreales, Ophiocordycipitaceae. Gene Ontology annotation, molecular function: tRNA guanylyltransferase activity; magnesium ion binding. The transcript is spliced from 8 exons.
AUGGCAAACUCAAAGUUCGAAUAUGUCCGCAACUUUGAGCAGGCAGACUCUCUGCUGCCAAACACAUGGAUCGUCGUCCGUGUCGAUGGCAGGGCAUUCACAAAGAUGUGUGCCAAGUACGAGUUCGAGAAGCCCAACGACCGGAGAGCCCUAGACCUCAUGAACGCCGCCGCCAAGGCCGUUGUCUCUGACCUGCCCGAGGUUACCAUCGCGUACGGCGUCAGCGACGAGUACAGUUUCGUCUUCCACAAGUCCUGUAGCCUCUUUGAGCGGAGAGCAAGCAAGCUCGUCAGCACCGUCGUCUCUACUUUCACGGCCAACUACGUCUUCUCUUGGUCGACCUUCUUUCCCGAUACCCCCCUCUCCUUUCCGUUGCCUACCUUUGACGGCCGCGCGGUGUGCUAUCCCGGCAUUCAAAACCUCCGAGACUACUUGAGCUGGCGGCAGGUGGACUGCCACAUCAAUAACCUCUACAACACGACCUUUUGGGCGCUGAUACAGCUCGGUGAUCUCGGCAACAAGGAUGCUGAAAAGACACUUGCCGGCACGCUCGCCUCGGACAAGAACGAGAUUUUGUUCUCGCGCUUUCACAUCAACUACAACAACGAGCCAGAGAUGUUCAAAAAGGGCAGCGUUGUCUUUCGAGAUUAUGAGCUUGUCGACCCGGAGAGCCAUCGAGUGGCGGACGAGAUGGAUGACAUCGCAGAGCCGGCGCGACCGUCGAAAAGCCAGUCGGACAAGGACAGGAAGCGGCGGUCAAAGGCCAGAGUGGUGGUGGAGCACCUGGACAUAAUCAAGGACGACUUUUGGAACAGACGGCCAUGGAUACUGUCAAAUAAGCCGGGCAAGGUGCCCAAGGAAACGUGA